Molecule: messenger RNA, 1113 nt
Organism: Ziziphus jujuba (common jujube)
Lineage: Eukaryota; Viridiplantae; Streptophyta; Magnoliopsida; Rosales; Rhamnaceae
Product: G-type lectin S-receptor-like serine/threonine-protein kinase SD1-13
Exons: 8
Coding region: 1-1113 (370 amino acids)
Biological process (GO): protein phosphorylation
Molecular function (GO): protein tyrosine kinase activity; ATP binding
Source: RefSeq, a predicted model, not a curated record
AUGGCCAAACAGGCCCUAAGCUUCUCUCUUGAAGGGUUUUUGAGCUUAGAUUCUUUACUCCCAGUAAAUCAAGCUUUGAGUACCUGGGAAUCUGGUUCAAGGAUGACAAAAACAAAAGACCGGUUUGAGUUGUAUGAUGGGAACCUGGUCAUGAGUGAUAUAAUGUUGAUUCCAUAUAUUGGCAAGCCCAUCCAUGCAUAUGGAAUAAGAAAGCAGUAUCUUACAUCAUGGUUAAGCCCCUCUGAUCCAAACAAAGGUUUUUAUUAUCUAGGUCUUGAUUAUUUAGACAUGACAAAAUCCAAUGUCUUGUCCCAAGAUAAUGUUUACCAGCAAAUUGGCUUCUGCCAAGUAGGCACGGGAGAAGUUCACACAUCAUCAACAUCCCAGUUAAGCACAAAAAAUGAUGAUCCUAGUGGAGCAAACCUUAUUGACCCUAGUAGGAAGAAAGAUCAUGAGCUUCCCCAGCUUAGCAUUUCAAGUGUAGUGGCAAACACUGAUCACUUCUCCGUUUUGAGUAAUCUUGGAGAGGGUGGGUUUGGACCUGUUUAUAAGCUACAAUGGUAUGAAAUUGCAGUGAAAAGGCUGUCAAACAAUUCUAGACAAGGAUUAGAAGAAUUCAAGAAUGAGGUAGAGUUAACUUCUAAGCUGCAGGCCAGAAAUCUUGUCAAGCUUCUAGAUCCAAUUAAAUGGCGACUACUAGAUUGGAGAAAGCGCAAACACAUCAUCAAAGGAAUUGCUCAAGGUCUUCUUUAUUUUCACAAUGGUUACAUGUUUCCGAAGUAUGCAAUGCAUAGACUUUACUUGAGAAAAUCUGAUGUAUUUAGCUUCAGAGUGAUUUUGUUGGAGAUUGUAAGUGGCAGGAAGAGUGCAACCUUUUAUGAGCCAAAUUGCUCAAUGAACUUACUGGUGGGUCUGUUGUGUGUUCAAGAAAACGCAGAGGACCGGCCAAAGAUAUCAGAUGUCGUAUUGAUGUUCAGCAGUGAAAGGGAGUGUUUAUCUAGGCCUAAACAGCUUGCAUAUUCUACUCUUCUAAAUGCUGUAGAUGGUUCAUUUUCAAGAAAACAUACACCUUCUCCGAAUCUUGUAUCAAUUUCACUAGUAGAAGCAAGAUAG